Messenger RNA from Chlamydomonas reinhardtii, 3099 nucleotides. RefSeq lists its product as uncharacterized. Lineage: Eukaryota; Viridiplantae; Chlorophyta; Chlorophyceae; Chlamydomonadales; Chlamydomonadaceae. Bases 121 to 3081 code for a protein of 986 amino acids. Gene Ontology annotation, molecular function: protein binding. The record is from RefSeq and is a predicted model, not a curated record. The transcript has 7 exons.
CUCUUCGCCCACAACUCUAUUCGUCAAUGCAAAGCUACAUGUUUACACAUAUUACCUAAGCCAAGUUCCGAAGUAGGAAGGAAGGCGUGGUGGCGUGAAUUCGGAAGCCGCAACUGUGUCAUGGGCGCUGCGUGCUCGGCACCAAACGAGGAUGGCGCCCAGCGAUAUGCACAGGCGCAGCUUGUAUCAGCGAUUAAGAAGGGCGACCAGGCAAAGUAUGUCAAGGUGGCGCGGCUGAACCUUCCAGCCGCGCUGGAGCUUGCGGGCUGGCAGAAGGCUCAGGCGAUCCAUGCCGCUGCAAAGAAAGGUCACACGCAAGUUCUUAGCUUCCUAGUGUCUCUGGGCGCUGCGGAGGAGGUUGUCCUGGAACGCAAUUCUGCGCUCAGUCACGGCCGGGCUUCACGCAGCGCGUCGCAGUCAAGCGCUGCUGUGAUAACAGGGCGCGGUUUGCAUCGUGCUUCAGGGGCGCCGGUUCCUAUCGGCCGCCCGUCGCCAGUGCCAGGCCUUGCGCCGGGUGUCACCGCUGACGCACCGUUAGCACCGACCGCCCCGUCUGCCAGGCCGUCGCUACCCAGCUACUCGGCAGCCCCGCCAGCGGGAGACCUGGAUGGAGCUCGGCUUCAGCAAAGAGCGAGCGGCGUCGGCGCCGGAGGCGCUGGAGGUGGUGGCGCGGGUGCUGGAGGUGGAGGUGCUGGUGGUGGUGGCGGUGGUGGAGGUCGCACCGGAGUUGAUCUGACAGGUGCAGCCGCUGCAACGGCCCGCACGUCUGCGACGGGCCUGGCUACGACGCAAGCAGGCCAGCAGUCUUCCGCUGUUGUCACCGCCACAAGCACCGCCGCCACCACCACCUCGCAAACCGGCCCCUCCACAGCCGUACCCGCCAUGGCUAGUUCUACAAACCUGAGCCCCUCGGCUGCUGCUCCAACGGCUGCAACAGCAACAGCACCGCCACCUGCGCCAUCAGCCCCUCCGCCGCCAGCCCCGCCACCGCCCGUGGUGAGCGAACACCUAUCCUCGUGGAUCAACGCACCCGACCGGCGCGGACGCACGCCGCUGGCAACCGCCGUGCUCCACAACCGCAUCGAGUUCGUCUCGCGCCUCAUCUCGCUCGGCGCAGACCCUUGGGCUCGGGCGCCUGCGAGGCCCGGCUGCGGCGGCGGCAUGAGCGGCGGUGGCGGUGCUGGCAGCAGUGGCGCCGCCGGCGCCGGCAUCAGCCGCUUCGGUGGCGGCGCCGCCGUCGGCGGGCGCGGCGGUGGCGUGACUCCUCUACACCUGGCGGCGUGGCUGGGCCAUGCACCGCUGGCGGCGGAGAUUCUCAAGAGCGGCGUGCCGGGGCCGAACCCGCGGCGGAGGCUGGCGGACGUGCAGGACGCGUACGGCUUCACGCCGUUGCACUACGCCGCGGCGGGCGGGCACGCUGACGUGGCAGAGGUGCUGCUGGCGGCCGGCGCCUCCGCCGCCAACCCCUCCGUCGCCGCCUGGCCCUGGGGCGGCGACGGCCACUGCGUCAUGCCGCCCCUGCUGGGCAGCACCGCAGGGCUGCGUGGCGUGCCGCGGCGCCUGGCGGCGGCGGUGUCGGGAGCGCUGAGUUUGGCUGGGGAUGGAGAGUUUGCCGCGGCGCUGAGUGGCGGGAGCGGCGCAAGCGGCGGGAGCCCGGGCGGGAGCGGCCGCGGCAGUGCGGUGGUUGCGGCGCGCUCCAACCCGCUGCACGUGGCGGCGCUGCGUGGCGACGGCUGCAUGGUGGCCGUUAUCCUGCGCAAGUACCUGAUGGACACGGAGGGGCUGUCGCGGCAGGCGCGGGAGCGAGUGCCCGACCCGCGCCGCCACCUCAACAAGGACGGGUUCCAGCCGUACAUGCUUGCGGGCAACGCGGGCCACUGGCACGUGGCGCAGAUGCUCAUCCCCUUCUCCAGGGACAACCAACUGCUGACGCGGGACCGCGAUUUCCUCAUGUUCUUCCCCCUGCCCCAGCAAACGGACGCCGCCGCCGCGCUGCUAGGCGAUUCCGUCGCCGCGGGCGGCCCCGGCGGCGGCGGCGGCGGCGCUCUGGGCCCGCCCUCGCUCCGCGAUCUUGCCAGCCGGUCGCUCGCCAGCUCUUUGUUGGCGGAUUUGAAGGCGGCGGAGACGGCGCUGAGAGAGCGGGAGAAGGAGAAGGAGAAGGAUAAAGAGAAGGAGCGGGUGGCGCAGGGCGGGGAGCGCGGCACCGGCGGCGGCACCGGCGGCGGCGCGGGCGCGGGCGGGGCGGCGGGCGUGAGCGCGUUUGGGGCGCUGCUGGUGCGCGGCCUGCGUGCGGCGGCGGAGGCGGCGACGGGCGGUGGUGGUGGCGUCGGUGGGCACUCGCCGGGUCCCAACAGUCCCAGGGCGUCCAUGUCGGGUGCCCGCACACCCAAGCGCAGGUCCGCAGAGCUGACGGCGAUGAUUGCGAACACGGGCGGCCACACCGGCGUUACGCCGCGCCGCAGCCCAUCUAUUGAGCUGUACAUGGGCGGCGCCACCACUUGCACUGGGGUGGGCGUGGGCAUCAGCACCGGCAGCGCCGCUGCCGCCGUCGCCGGAGCCGCCGCCACGGGCACGGGCUCCGGGGCGGCGGGCGCAGGGGCGGCGGCGCCUGCGGCGGGUGCGGGCGGCGGGCUGGGCUCGCCGUCGGGCCUGGCGUCGCCUGUGGCUGGCUCCUCGUGUGCCUCGCUACCGAGGCCGGCGUGGUGCGACGUGUGCUUCGAGGCGCCCCAGGAGUUGUGCCUGCGGCCCUGCCCACACCGGCUGUGCGCCCAGUGCUGCCGCCGUGUAGUUGAGAUGCACUUGCUGGCGCCGCGUGCGCCCGCCAAGUCCGUGCCGCCGCGCUGCCCCUUCUGCCAGGCCACCAUCCGCGGCUUCACCCUGCCGCCGGCGGCCGGGGCGGCGCCGCGCGCGCCGACGCAGCCGCAGGUGCAGCUGCCGGCGCUGCAGCUGCUGGCGCAGCCGGCGCCGGCGGCGCAGCCUUCGCCGCAGGCGCAGCAGCAGCUGCCGCAGGCGCAGCCAGAAUGCCAGCAGCAGCAGCCAACAACGCCGGUGCAGUGGGCGCCGACGUCCCAAGUACAGUAAUUCGUUUGGUGGCAGGAA